CUUAGAUCCGGCUCGAACAGAGGAUGACGAGCAAAGAGGGUGCUACGAAAAAACUAAAAUAACGACCGGCGGCAGGGAAGGCCGUGUUGUGGGGUGUUGCGCAAAGGUCGACAGACUCAGCCAAAGGCGUCCAUUUUGACUCUCGCAAGCAUACCAGUCUUCCAGUUGGACGGGUUGGUCAAGAUGCUCAACGAUUAUAUAGAGAGCCUCGCCCGAACUGGGGUUCCUCCGGACCUUCUCAAGGCAGCCGUAAUGCUUAUUGCUGCGUUCCCAGCAGCAAUCCUAUAUCGCCUCAUUCCCGCGUCCUCACCUACUGCCCGACAUCUUUUCUCAAUUGGAGUGUCGGGCACGCUGUUUUGUUCGCUUUUCAAUGUUAGCGGAUUCAUCCAGUUGGUCGGGGAAGCGCUGGCAAUCUAUGUGCUGACAGCAACUAUGAGAAAAAGUAAAUGGGGUCCUAUAUUGGCUUUUUUGGGUGCCAUGGGCCAGCUAUCGAUAAAUCACAUCUUUGGUCAAUUAAUCAACAAAAGCACCGCGAAUUUCGACCAUACUGCCCCUAUGAUGGUUCUUGCAAUCAAGCUGACCUCAUUUGCGUGGGCGGCCCACGAUGGCACAAAGCCUGACAAGGAUCUGUCGGCGGAUCAAAGAUCACUAGCGAUACGCAAGUUCCCUGGAUUGAUCGAAUAUUUUGGCUACGUCUUCUUUUUCGGCGGUUUUCUUGUUGGUCCAGCAUUUGAAUUCGCGGAUUACCGGAAGUUCAUAACUAAUGAGCCACCAUUUGACCAAAUGCCAAGUCCCGCCCUCCCAGCGUUGAAGACGGUGGCCUCCGCAUUUGUCUCACUCGUCGUCUUCUUCAAGUUUGGAAAUGUCUUCCCGUACCACUAUGCCCUUACUCCGGAGUAUGCAAAGUUGGCGUUCCCAAAACGCUUUUUAUACUUGCAGUUAGCCGGACUGUUAGCGCGCACAAAGUAUUAUGUCGCCUGGAAGCUUUCGGAAGCGGCUUGCAUCCUUUCAGGAGUGGGAUAUAACGGCAUAGAUCCCAAAACCGGCAAACAUUUGUGGAACCGCGUACAAAACAUUGCGAUUCUGGGCUUCGAGCUGGCGCCCAACUCAAAGGUUGCCCUUGACAACUGGAACAAAAACACUGGUCUGUGGCUUCGGCGAUAUGUUUACCUUCGCAUCACUCCGGCCGGUACAAAGCCUAGCGGCGCUGCUGCCGUGGCGACGUAUCUUACUAGUGCAUUCUGGCACGGCUUCCGUCCAGGGUUUUAUUUGACGUUCAUAUCGGGCAGUCUUCUGAAUGUCGUGGCGAGAACCAUCCGGCGAAACGUCCGUCCCCUCUUUUUGGGUGCUAGUCGCUUGGCACCGUUAAAACCUAUCUACGAUGUGCUGGGAUGGGCGGCCACUAUUGGAAGCAUCAACUACUUUGCAGCGCCCUUCGUUGUGCACUCCGUGGAGAGCUCGCUCACCAUUUGGAAAGCCAAUUACUAUCUUGUCCACGUAGUGCUAAUUGCUGUGGAAGUUGGAUUUACAUACUUGGGCUUCAACAGGAUGUUAAAGAAAUUUGGUCAGAGCAUUGGCGCGCAAUAUGGAACCCAAGAAAUAAGAAGUCGAGUUGUCAGUAAAGGAGGUCGCAGUAAUGGGACCAAUGUGCAUAGCAAAUCCAGCGACGACGAAGUGAAAUUCAUGGCCGAUGUCGUCGAUGGAACCGCGGUUCCUGCGAUGGCAAAGGAAGCGAAAGAGGACUAAUUCCUUCUUAAUGGUUAUUAAUUAUUAUUAUGAGAAUUUAUGUAUUAUGUGGGAUUGCGUGCAUUGUAUUGGAGUUCAUUUGUUUAUUUCGAAUGAAAUGUGUGGUUAUUUGGUUCUGCUGCGCCAGA
Spizellomyces punctatus DAOM BR117 is the source of this 1874-nucleotide messenger RNA. RefSeq lists its product as uncharacterized. Gene Ontology annotation, biological process: lipid modification; glycerophospholipid biosynthetic process. Lineage: Eukaryota; Fungi; Chytridiomycota; Chytridiomycetes; Spizellomycetales; Spizellomycetaceae. The record is from RefSeq and is a predicted model, not a curated record. Gene Ontology annotation, molecular function: 1-acylglycerophosphocholine O-acyltransferase activity; 1-acylglycerol-3-phosphate O-acyltransferase activity. Gene Ontology annotation, cellular component: membrane; endoplasmic reticulum. The coding region runs from base 184 to 1746 and encodes 520 amino acids. The transcript is spliced from 6 exons.